Molecule: messenger RNA, 3069 nt
Organism: Pararge aegeria (speckled wood butterfly)
Lineage: Eukaryota; Metazoa; Arthropoda; Insecta; Lepidoptera; Nymphalidae
Product: dystrophin-like protein 1
Exons: 7
Coding region: 1-2298 (765 amino acids)
Molecular function (GO): nitric-oxide synthase binding
Source: RefSeq, a predicted model, not a curated record
AUGCGCAACAAAAUGUCGAACCCCAAAGAUCAUGAUAAUCAUCGACGGAACGAUUUGAAAAGCUUGCCAUCCGAAGUGCUGCUCAAAGCUAGAAGCACUCUCGUAUCUCUUGUAAAGUCCAAACAAGAGUCGCAGCGAAAACCAUCGAAAGAACCGAAGAAGAAAGAGAGGCUAAAAAGCUCCAAAUCAGAACCAGACUUCGAUAGAAAAGUUAAACAUAGAAGUCGUAUAGAUGAACCUCGUGACUACGUUAUUCCAAGACCGAGACCGUUGUCAGUUGGUGCAAUGAAACGUUAUGAAGACGAAACCGAUUUCCACUGCGCUAACUAUAAAGAGCCAUCACUAUAUUCUAAAGAGACAAAUUUGCGGAGUCAGUUCAAUUCAACUGAUGACGUAUGUGUGCAGUCACGACUAGUGAUUCCAGUAGUGGAAAGACUUGACCAAGAAAUUAGUGAGAGGCCGCGAAAGAAACUCUCUUUUCGUGAACCGGAAAUCGUAGGCAGUGCGAGUGGUACUUUAGGACGUUCUAGCAAACUCAUGGGUGUUAACAGCUUGACUAGAAGGCCUAACAGGCAAUCGUUGCGUUCGGAAAUACAUUCAAGUUUAGAUCGUUUGGAUUUUGAUUUGGAGAGCCAAGCCAUGAAAAUCGUCCGCACCGUCGGCCAAGCCUUCGAAGUUUGUCACAAGAUGCAAGGAAACACUCAAGAUAACCCUGUGCCCUCCACUUCUUCGGCUCCUGACGAUGUGGUUACCAUCGAACACGUCCGCGAAUGCCCAGCCGCAAGAGAGCCGGCUUCAGACUGUGGUGCCUCGGGAUCAGGUGGAGCUUCCUCGUCGAAAACCGCUGAUGAGCCGAGGGGGACCCAGAACUGGAACAAGCACAUUGACCCCCUACCACCGCCGCCAAAGAAAGAAGGAAAACGCUCUGUACAGGUUUCAAAACCAGUACCCAGUAUCAAUCUUCCGGACCUGCCGGAAUGCGUCACCAAAGUAGAAGCGACCAGCCCGCCGGAGGGUGACGCUACAACACCGCUCAGCGCGCAACACCAGUUGCAACUGCUACAUGAGCGCCUCGAGCAACAGUCGCAACAAACACGCGCAGCUGUCGCGCAACUGCUGCUGUUUCGCGACCAGCUCGCCGCGGAGCAAGCGGCACGAUGCGAAGCCCAAGCUCGGACCCACCAACUGCUGGUUCACAAUAAAGAAUUGUUGGAGCACAUCGCAGCACUCGUCGCACAUUUGCAAGAGAAAGAGAAGGGCAACCAUCGUCCAAUCAACGCUCAGCAACUGACACUGUUGCCACAGAUACAACCUGGAGGAAACGAAGCUGUCAAAACUGACAACGCUGCAGUCUCUAAUGGAAAUUGUCAACCGUUUAACAGCGACGAUCUGAUCCACUUCAUCUCUCAAAGUAACAAGAUGAACCAAAACGUUGAAAAUAACAACAUAAAUCCAUCAAACAACAAUCUCCCCGCAAAUGCUACUGACAAGCCAAAUGGUUCCAGCUCAACGCCAAAUUUCGGAAACAUGACUAAUGAACAAAUGCAAAAUUACUUGAUAUCGAAAUUUCAAGAAAUGACCGUUGCUAACGUAAUUGCUACGGAUAAAAAGACCAGCGAAAAUCAAUAUUUCUUUCAAAAUAGUAAGGCGUUCCCAAAUAUUCCGCCAUUGAUUAACCAUUACAGUGACUCUGAGCUGGCAAGUCUUCUUAAUCAACAAGGUUGUGCAGAUAAAUCUAGUUCCAGCGAUGAGUUCGGCAAUAUGGCUCAGGCUAUGAGUAUUGGACAUUCCGAAAACUCUCUAUAUAGUAGCACUUCAACGUCAAAAGACUCAUCUGAUAGUUCAACCUCUGAUGAGAUUCUGCCAUAUAUAAUGCCAUUGUCACACAAUGGGACUUUAACUGCGACUGGAGAAGAUGGUCGUGUUAGGGUCAUUGUGCCUGUAAGUCCAUCUCCAAGUACGUCAGGUGUAGGCGAACCUCCAGCAGAAGUAAAGCAGACGCCCACAGGAGCAACCUUGAAGGUCCCAGGAGCUGAAGCACCAACUGCACCGAUCACUCGCUCGACCAGCGAAAAAUUGUCUUCGAGCGCAAAGAUCGACCGUUGGUUCUCACUGCUGCCGCCGCCUCUCUCCAGACCCGAGAGUGGUUUCGUAUCUGGAGUUGAAGACUGCACCGAGCACGCACUCACCGAAGCCAAAAGCCUCCUUCUGCAUCUGGGCGCAAAGAAGAAACGGCGGCUACUGAUACCACGCUUCGCUAGACGGAAAAUACUGAUAAAUAAACAUACUUUACUAUAAUACCUUCUCAACACGAUCACCAUGUUAACCAAUUCGGUUAUUCGCGCAACCUGUGAAUCGUAAAAAGCGUUGAUAAUUUAAGUCCUCUUAAAUUUUGAGGUCUUUUCUAAGACAAUGCACUAUGCGUUUGUGCUAUCGAUUUGGCCCUAAUAUGAUUUGAGGCUUUGUAAAUGGUACCGCCAAAGCUGUACCGCUAUUCGCUUACUUUCCAAUACGAUAUUCACUAAAUCUAGUACUAUAGUACCAAUUGGGGGGUUGGGGGGUUGGGGUUAUUUACAUAAUAUAAACUACCAUGAGUACCCCAUUCCAACUGCUCCCCCAUCUCAGAGAGCAAGUACCGAUCGAUCUCAGGUCCUGGUGUUUUUUGGGCUUUACUUUGAAUAUUAAAGUAAAACCGGUUUCACCGUUUCCAUUCUGUUAAAGAAAAUUGAUUUGGGAACCACAGAAUUAAGAACAUGUAUGCAUCACUACUCACUUUAUACUAUUUAGCAUGUGACAGUGAUUAUUUUACCUCUAAUGUUCUAAGUGUUCACCAUAAAGUGGGAAAAUGGUAUAAAAAUUACGAAAUUGCAACAUUCCGCGGGCGUAAAGUGAAACGUGCGCGGGGCGUUUCACAAUGGACUGCAUACAAUAACGGCUGAAAAAGGAUUCUGUAUUCUGUAUGUUCUUAAUACAAUGUUGGGAACGAUACAUAAAACGAAUCUUUAAUCGUUGCAAGUUUAAACAUGAUAAUCUAAAAUAUAACACUUAUCAUAUAAAUACAAAGUUCUU